AUGAAAAAUUAUAAGAAAAAUCCCCGGGUGGCAAUCCACACCUCAUUUAGAGGGAGCCCCAACGGAUACGGGGGGGGCAGUUCUGCUGAAGAUUUUCAAGUACAAGCUGUAAACAGCAACCGGGACAGAAAGAGGAAAGGGAGGAAGAUCAAGGAAAGGAAAUUAAGACUCGCCACAUGGAAUAUCCAAGGAUGGAGAACCAAGCGAGAAGAAGUGUUGGAGGAAUUCAAGAACAUGAACGUGGAUAUAUUGGUUGUAACCGAGACAAAGAAAAGGGAAACGAACAUCAAGACGUGGGAACCAGUAAACGAAAGGGUGAUAAGAGUGGAGAUAGCGAUAUACGGUAGGGACGUAAUUAUAAUAGGCGCAUACGGACCAAACGAUGACAGCCCCGUUACAGAGAAAGAAAAGUUUUUGGACACGAUACAGAACGAAAUUGCUAACAUACGGAAAAAAGAACUCAUUAUAGCAGGCGACUUGAAUGGGAGAGUAGGCAGAAAAGAAAAUGAUAGCGUAAUAGGAAGAUUUGGAGAAGAAAUAACCAACGAUAACGGUGAAAGAGUCAUAGAAAUAUGCGAACUAAACGACCUCAAAGUAACAAAUGGGUUCUUCAGACAUAAGGAUAUCCACAGAUACACCUGGACACAAGAAACGAGAGAACUCAAAUCUAUAAUAGAUUACAUUAUCAUACGAAGAAGAUCUACAAUUAAAAUAAGGGACGUCCGAGUACAGCGAGGGGCAGAAUGCGGAAGCGACCACAGAUUAUUACUAGCUAAAAUGGAAUUCCCUUGGAUGAAUAGAAAAACGAACAACAUUGAAGGAACACCGAUAGAAAUACAAAAAAGAAAACCACUAAAAAUACAAUUAUUACAGGAUGAAUCCACACGACAUCUAUACCAAACAAGACUUGACCAGAAACUCAUAGAAUUUAGAUACGAUGAUAACAUGGAAGACACAUACCAGCACAUCAAAGAAAGUAUGCUACAGGCAGGGAUGGAAGCCCUCGGAGAAGUAGAAGGAAAACAACGACCUUUCGAAUACAAUCUUAGUGAAACGACGAUUAACGAAAUUAAAUGUAAAAAACAACUGUACAAUAAAUGGCUGAGUACCAGGAAUGAAGAUGACUACAAAAAAUAUAGAGAAAAAAACAGAGACGUUAAAGGGAUGGUAAACAGAGAGAAAAACGAAAAUUGGGAAAAAACCUGCCAGAACUUGGACCAAUAUAUCGGUGGAGCUAGAAGAUCAGAAGCAUGGAGAGUGAUUAAGGAAUUGAGAUCCGAUAGGAAAGAAAGAUCAUACAUAUCAUACAUUGAACCUGAGAAGUGGAAAGAUCACUACAAAGAUUUACUCACGGAAACAAGACAAAAGUUUAUAGAGGAAAGACAAGAAGAAGAGGGACAACCUAGAGCACAACAUAUACCUAUAACAAUAGAAGAUAUACGAAAGGCAAUUAAAACAAUAAAAAACAAAAAAGCAGGAGGACCAGGGGACAUCGCACCAGAGCUCAUAAAAUGCGGCACAGAAAAAUUAUUCAGAAUCAUACAUGGAAUGUUUGGGAAAGCAAUAAAUGGACAUAACAUACCAGACGAAUGGAAGGAAGCACAGCUAACAUCGAUUUUCAAAAAAGGAGAUAGAAGACAGUGCGAUAACUAUCGAGGGAUCAGUGUCAUAGCAACCAUGGGGAGGCUAUAUGGUAGAGUACUGAGAGACAAAUUAGAACAGAACAUACAAGGAAAAAUCGGAGAAGAACAAGCAGGUUUUACAGCAGGGAGAUCAUGCAUAGAUCAUAUUUACACGAUCCAACAAUUAUUGGAGAAAAAAAAAGCAAAGAACAAACCAGUACACUUAGCAUUCAUCGAUUUAAAGAAGGCCUAUGACACUGUACCCAGGAAAGAACUAUGGAAAGCGAUGGAAAGACUGGACAUACCGAUAACACUCACAAAUGCAAUGAAGACUUUAUAUAGGAACAACAAAAUACACAUAAAAGUAGGGAACAAGAUAGUAAACAGCUUAACAACAUCGAAGGGGCUGCUCCAGGGAUGUCCAACAUCGCCAACAUUAUUUAAAAUAUUUCUGGAACAUGCACUGACAACCUGGAAACGCAAAUGUGAAGGUAUGGGAAUCCCUCUAAGAAAUGAACAUCUUUACACGCUCUGCUUUGCAGAUGACCAGGUGGUGAUGGCCCAGGAUGAGGAAGAUCUAAGUUAUAUGCUCAGGAAGCUAAAUGAAGAGUAUGAAAAAGUAGGACUAGAAAUAAACCUGAAGAAAACCAUGUACAUGACAACAGAGGAAGAUACAGCUGAUUUACAAAUAGAAGACCACCUGGAAAUAAAGGGAACCAAUAACUUUAAAUACCUGGGAUUUACACUAUCGAAAAACGCAACUACGGAAGAAGAUAUAAAUGUCAGACUUGGACAGACAAGAUCCUGUAUACAACAACUGCACUCCGUUAUCUGGGAUAGAAAUAUCAGGAAAAAGACUAAAACAUUGAUAUAUGAAACAAUUAUUCAGAGUAUCAUGACAUAUGCAGCAGAAGUAUGGGUCAUAAACAAAAACAACCAAAGAAAAAUUCUGGCCACCGAAAUGAUGUAUUGGAGAAGAUGCUGUGGACUAACCAGAAGAGACCGAGUCACGAAUGAGGAAAUAAGAAGAAGAAUGGGGAGAAAGACCGACGUCUUAAAGUACAUAGAAACGAAAAGAUUGGUAUGGUACGGUCAUGUUAGAAGGGCGGAAAAUGGAUGGAUUAACAGAGUGACAGAGUGGAGCCCGAUUGGAAGAAGAAAGCGAGGGCGGCCAAGAAGAUCAUGGCGAGAUGAAGUGGACGAGUCUAUGCAUCGGAGAGGACUACGAGAGGGAACAUGGGAUGAUCGAGACGAAUGGAGGACCCGGUUGAUGGAAGGAAGGCAGCCAGAGCUGUAG
This is a messenger RNA of Sitophilus oryzae (rice weevil), 2919 nucleotides long. RefSeq lists its product as uncharacterized. Bases 1 to 2919 code for a protein of 972 amino acids. The transcript has 2 exons. Lineage: Eukaryota; Metazoa; Arthropoda; Insecta; Coleoptera; Curculionidae. The record is from RefSeq and is a predicted model, not a curated record. Gene Ontology annotation, molecular function: catalytic activity.